UAUUAAGAGUUGACUUUUCUAUCGAUGAAAAGGCCUCCAAGCAAUUCCCAAAAGACCAUAUUUGUCUCCAUCAUAAACUUAUAAUUACAAUCACAACACGCAAUCAAACUCACAUCAUAGAAUCUCAACCAGAUCCUUCAUCUCAUCAGAGAAUUCUAAACAUGGUGAGACAGAGAAGGAAGUCGGAGAAAGAAGAAGAGAAGCGAGAACAAGAAGAUGGAGAACAAGAAGAUCAGAAGGUGCAGCCGAUGCAAAGAACCGUGAGCAGAAGAAACAUGCAAUCUCUGGUGAUCGGGCUCGUUGGAGGUGCGUUGACUCUCGGUGCUUAUUCUCAGACCUAUGUUUCUCCGGGCACAUCUAUAGGCGCUGGUCUCUUUGUCCUCUUCUUUGGCUUGCUUGUCAGCGAAGGCUUUAUCUCUCUUUAAAAAAAUGUUUCUAAUUUUAAUCUAUGCUUUUGUUUAAUGUAUGUUUACAUAUAUACAUAGAACAUCUUGUUUGAUUUUGUUUUAUUUGAAAAUUGUUGGGACUCUUUUGAAUUAAUGUGAUCCAAUCCAUUUUGCUUUUA
This is a messenger RNA of Raphanus sativus (radish), 565 nucleotides long. RefSeq lists its product as uncharacterized. The record is from RefSeq and is a predicted model, not a curated record. The transcript has a single exon. The coding region runs from base 162 to 425 and encodes 87 amino acids. Lineage: Eukaryota; Viridiplantae; Streptophyta; Magnoliopsida; Brassicales; Brassicaceae.